UUUCGAUUUUAUCUAUUUUGAUUUGCGUGCGGAAAUACAAACACAAAAAUUAUUUUUUAAUUUUAUCUUUGAUCAUUGUUCUUUUCUAUAUUUACAAGAAUAUUUUAAUUCUAUAUUUACAAAAAUAGCCUGAGAUUAUAACUCGCCACAAACACUUUUAAAUGACGAAGUUUAUUCAAAUUAUACAGACAUACCUUUCCAAGAUUCCGAGGACCAAAAUUAAACCUAAAACAAACCCCUUAAUUGAAACCUCAUUCAACAAAACCCUAACUUCCCAAACCAUCAAGGUUUCGAAUUCAUAAACCUUGAAGAAAAAGAGCCAAAAUCUUCGAAUAUUCACAAGAAAAAGUAAUGGAUUUCGACGAGUACGAGUAUUUGGAAAAGACCGUGGAGGAGCAGGAAGAUCCGAAGAAGAAGAAGAAAAACGGAGGAUCGGGGGAUAAGAGCGAGAGAAAAUAUGGGAAGAGAGAUGCCGAGAGGGGGGAAGAUGCUGAUGAAGGCAAGAGAAGCAGCAAGAAAUCGAGAGGCGGCCGCGAUGAGGACGACGAUGAGAGGCGAGAUCGUGAUACGGAUCGGCAUAGAAGCAGCCGCGAUAGAGAAAGGGAAAGGGAGAGAGAGAGGGAUAGGGACAGGGAUUUAGAGAGGAGGAGUAGUAGCGAGAGGGAAAAGGAAAGGGAUAGAGAGAGGAGAGAUAGGGAUAAGGAGAAAGAGAGGGAUAGAGAGAGGAGAGAGAGGGAAAAGGAGAGAGAGAGGAGGGAAAAGGAGAGGGAGAGGGAGAGAGAGAGGAGAGAGAGAAGCAGCAGUAGGCCGAGGAGGCACGAGAGUGAUCGCGAACAAGAGAGGGAGUGGGAGAGAGAACGUGAAAUUGACAUUAGAGAUAGCAGGAGAUUUAAAGAGAAGAAAGAAGUAGUGGAGCCUGAAGCUGAUCCUGAGAGGGACCAGAGAACUGUUUUUGCUUACCAGAUGCCUCUAAAAGCAACUGAAAGAGAUGUCUAUGAGUUCUUCUCAAAAGCUGGCAAGGUGAGGGAUGUGCGGCUGAUCAUGGAUAGGAAUUCAAGACGAUCAAAGGGAGUUGGGUAUAUUGAGUUUUAUGAUGUGAUGUCUGUGCCAAUGGCCAUAGCAUUGUCUGGUCAACUGCUUCUUGGCCAACCUGUUAUGGUUAAACCAUCAGAGGCGGAAAAAAAUCUUGCUCAGUCCAAUACUUCUGGUGCAGGUGCAGGUGGUGUUGCUGGACCAUAUGGUGCUGUUGAUAGAAAAUUGUAUGUGGGGAACUUGCACUUCAAUAUGACAGAAAUGCAGCUUAGACAGAUAUUUGAACCUUUUGGUCCCGUUGAGCUUGUACAACUACCACUAGACCUUGAGACUGGGCAGUGCAAAGGUUUUGGAUUUGUUCAGUUUGCUCAACUCGAACAUUCCAAAGCAGCACAAAGUGCAUUGAAUGGAAAACUGGAGAUUGCUGGUCGAACCAUUAAAGUUUCAUCUGUUACGGAUCAUGUUGGUACCCAAGAUACUGCAGCAAAAUCUGCUGACUUUGAUGAUGAUGAGGGUGGUGGCAUGGCUUUGAAUGCUCAAUCAAGAGCAUUGCUUAUGAAGAAACUGGAUCGCUCUGGUAUGGCAACAAGCAUUACGGGCUCCCUUGGAGUACCCCUCCUUAAUGGGUCAGCUCCAAAUCCACAGGCUGUUACGCUACCUGUCAAUGGCCUAGCUGCAUAUACAAUUCCAAUUCUACCUCCAAUCAUGUCUACUACAGGCCUUGAUCCUAUUGGACAGCCUAGUGAGUGUUUGUUGUUGAAGAAUAUGUUUGAUCCUGCUACUGAGACGGAACCAGAUUUUGAUUUGGAAAUUAAAGAGGAUGUCGAAGAAGAGUGCAGCAAAUAUGGCAGGGUGAAACAUAUACAUGUGGACAAAAACAGUGCUGGUUGUGUCUAUCUUCGAUUUGACUCUGCAGAAGCAGCGUGUAAAGCCCAACGUGCGAUGCACAUGAGAUGGUUUGCAGGCCGAUCAAUAUCAGCCAUAUUUAUGCAACCCCACGAGUAUGAAGCGAGGUUUAAAGGUUGAAGUUGAAGAACAGCUUUCAGUCGCAGGAUCAAAUUUAGGAUAUUUCUAAUGUCCGGAUAAUGGUAGGUUUAUUUCUGAAUUCAUUUUGUCCUGAGUUUAGAUUUUUUUUUUUUUUUGUUUUAAAUAUCCAUACACAAUGACCUAAAAGUAAGAUGUUGCUAUUUGUUUACACUUUUUCUGAUUCUGUAAUUUGCAAAAUGAACCUGCAGUGCCUUGUAAUUGGUCGAAUUUAAUUGUUGUUGGCAAUUUCUCCUUGGCCAAUGCCGUUACCACCCAUAAAUAUUCAACCUUCUUGCCAUUUGUUUGCCCCCCUUUGAUUUUUCUGUCUAAUUUUACCAAAUUAAUUUGUGAAUUUACUUUAACAUCCUUUUAUAAACAUAUUCGAGGGAAAUUCUCUUUUUAUAUGGAAUAACAUAAAACAGAUAAUACCAAUCAUUCAUACAUUUGAAAAACCAGUAACAACAAUCAUACAUUUUGUCUCCAUGGAACGAAUGGAUUUAGGAAAGUGAAAAUUCUUUUAUUAUUAAUAAAUAUUAUUUGUUUAUGCAUG
Molecule: messenger RNA, 2608 nt
Organism: Durio zibethinus
Lineage: Eukaryota; Viridiplantae; Streptophyta; Magnoliopsida; Malvales; Malvaceae
Biological process (GO): mRNA processing
Cellular component (GO): nucleus
Molecular function (GO): RNA binding
Source: RefSeq, a predicted model, not a curated record